Cutaneotrichosporon cavernicola is the source of this 1011-nucleotide messenger RNA. RefSeq lists its product as uncharacterized. The coding region runs from base 1 to 1011 and encodes 336 amino acids. Gene Ontology annotation, biological process: L-cysteine biosynthetic process. The record is from RefSeq and is a predicted model, not a curated record. Gene Ontology annotation, cellular component: cytoplasm. The transcript has a single exon. NCBI's taxonomy places the organism in Eukaryota, Fungi, Basidiomycota, Tremellomycetes, Trichosporonales, Trichosporonaceae.
AUGAGCAAUAGAGACAAGGUACUCGCCUCAGCAGUAGACGCCAUCGGGCACACGCCCCUCGUGCGCCUCGACCGCAUCACCGCCUCGCUCGGACUAGAGGGGACAAUCCUAGCCAAACUCGACUACCUCAAUCCAGGAGGUUCGAAGAAGGACCGAGCGGCGCGCGGUAUUAUCGAGGAGGCCGAGGCAAGUGGCUUGCUCAAGCCAGGCCAGUCGGUUGUCGAGUUGACAAGCGGAAACAUGGGUGCGCCAACAGUUUAUCUCUUGCUGACGUUAGGCACUGGACUGGCCAUCAUCUGCGGUAUCCGAGGAUAUCCUUUUAUUGCGGUCAUGUCGCGCGGCAACUCGCCCGAACGUGCGCGCAUGAUGGCUGCACUUGGGGCCGAGGUCGUGCUGGUCGACCAGCUGUCCGGGUCGGUUCCGGGGCAAGUUUCUGGCGGCGACCUCGCCCUGGUUGAAGACAAGGCAAAGGAGAUCACCGAGGCGCGAGGUGCGUUCCGUGCGGACCAGUUUGCGCGUGAUGGCAAUUGGCGCUCGCACUACAACGGUACAGCCCGCGAACUUUGGGAACAGACGGACGGGAGACUAGAUGGUUUCGUCGACUUUGCAGGCUCUGGUGGGACGUUUGCAGGCGUCUCGAGAGCGCUCAAGGAACUCAACCCUGAAGCAAAGUGCUUCGUUGUCGAGCCCGAGGGCGCAGCAGUGCUCGCUGGGCAAACUGUUUCCAAUCCUGAUCAUCCUAUCCAAGGCGGCGGAUACUCGAUGCCCGACCUCGCGUUCCUCAAAGGCCUGCAAGCGGACGGGUACAUCCAGGUCACUGGCGACGAGGCUCGUCAAGCGGCUCGCAUGCUGGCGACCAAGGAGGGCAUCUUCGGUGGCUUCUCAUCCGGCGCCAACCUGGCUGCAGCAAUAAAGGUGCUGCAGGGUGAAAUGAAGGGCAAGACGGUCGCAAUGGUCGUGUGUGACUCUGGAUUAAAGUAUCUCUCAACCGACCUCUGGGCUGAGCUUUAA